AUGGCGUUAGUCUUGCGGCGAAUUUAUGAUGUGUACCAGGAGUUCCUAGUGGAUCGUCGGGAUCAACGUAGCGCCCAUCUACCGCUGGCCGGCAACCCAUGGCCAAUGACACUCGUGCUAGCCGUCUAUCUGUAUGUAGUGCUGAACGCCGGACCACGGUUCAUGGCGCACAGAAAACCGUACGACCUGCGGAUAGUGAUGCGGGUGUACAAUCUGGUGCAAGUGUUGCUCAAUACGGUGUUAUUCUUGUGGAUUGUCAUAAAAACGUUUGUCGUGUACGGUGACUACAACUUCUCCUGCCAGCUGUGCAACUAUACGAGCGAUUUCCGCGGCAUGGAGGAAAUGUAUCUGAGCUACAGCUACUUCAUGCUGAAGGUCCUCGAUCUGGCCGAUACCGUGUUCUUCGUGCUGCGGAAGAAACAGUCGCAUGUGUCGUUCCUACACGUGUACCACCACACGCUGAUGGCGAUCGGGUCGUACUUCGGAUUGCUGUUCGUACCCGGAGGCCACGCUGUAAUGCUGGGCGUGUGGAACACGCUCGUCCACGCGGUCAUGUAUUUCUACUACUUCCUCUCGUCCUACGGUUCGCAAUACAGCGGCUGGUGGAAGCACUACCUGACGCGGAUGCAACUGCUACAGUUCAUGCACCUGGCGGUCCACUUUGGGGUGCCACUGUUCUUCAACCGCAGCUGCCAGUUUCCGCGCAUCUGGAUGGGCAUCGGAUUUCUGCAGGCACUCCUCAUCCUGGGACUCUUCACCGACUUCUACAUCAAGUCGUACGUGGUCAAGCGGAAAAGCGUGUAA
This is a messenger RNA of Anopheles bellator, 804 nucleotides long. Its product is annotated as elongation of very long chain fatty acids protein AAEL008004-like. The transcript has 2 exons. Lineage: Eukaryota; Metazoa; Arthropoda; Insecta; Diptera; Culicidae. The record is from RefSeq and is a predicted model, not a curated record. Gene Ontology annotation, cellular component: endoplasmic reticulum membrane. Bases 1 to 804 code for a protein of 267 amino acids. Gene Ontology annotation, molecular function: fatty acid elongase activity. Gene Ontology annotation, biological process: sphingolipid biosynthetic process; fatty acid elongation, monounsaturated fatty acid; fatty acid elongation, saturated fatty acid.